This is a messenger RNA of Drosophila busckii, 3667 nucleotides long. RefSeq names its product probable peroxisomal acyl-coenzyme A oxidase 1. Bases 59 to 2092 code for a protein of 677 amino acids. Gene Ontology annotation, molecular function: acyl-CoA oxidase activity; fatty acid binding; FAD binding. Gene Ontology annotation, cellular component: peroxisome. Gene Ontology annotation, biological process: fatty acid beta-oxidation using acyl-CoA oxidase; lipid homeostasis. NCBI's taxonomy places the organism in Eukaryota, Metazoa, Arthropoda, Insecta, Diptera, Drosophilidae. The record is from RefSeq and is a predicted model, not a curated record. The transcript has 8 exons.
GAGAAACUGUCAGCAACAGGUUGAAUCGUUUAGUUUAAUAAAUAAAAUAUUAUUAGAAAUGUCGCACAUUAAGAACCUUAUACCAAGGACGGUGAAUCCUGAUAUACAAAAGGAGCGAUCAGCUGCCAGUUUUGAUGUACAAGAGUUUGCUGCUUGGUGGCAGGGCGGCUUGGCGAAACUAAACACCAAGAGAGAGAUAGAACGCGUUCUCUUUGACGAUCAGGAGGAUGGCUAUGGCCUUAAGCAUGAGUACAUGUCUCAUGAGGAAGUAUACAACUGCAUGGUUAAGAACUUGUGCGAAGCUGCGCCCAAGCUAAAGGCGCUGCAGCAAAGACUUAAUCCUGGUGGCUCUGAUAUUUGGCCUGCUUGCCUGACCAAUGUACAGGCUACUGGUCUUUUUCCAGGCAAUCAUCCGCUGGCAACGCACAUAACCAUGUUCGUGGAUGUGAUCAAAGGUCAAGGUACACCCGAGCAGGUGGACAAGUGGGCCAAGGCGGCUGAGAACUGUAAUAUAAUUGGCACCUAUGCGCAAACGGAGCUAGCUCAUGGUACCAAUGUGCGCGGCAUUGAGACGCGUGCAGACUAUGAUGUCAAAACAGACGAGUUUGUGCUCAAUACGCCCAGUCUGGAGGCCUACAAAUGGUGGCCAGGCGGCUUGGGACACACUGCCAAUCAUGCCAUGGUGGUGGCUCAGCUGUAUAUAAACGGACAGCACAAGGGCAUACAAAUGUUUAUUGUGCCCCUACGUGAUGCGGAAACGCACAUGCCUCUGCCUGGCGUGGAUAUUGGCGAGAUUGGCAAAAAGCUGGGCAUGCAUGCCGUUAAUCAAGGCUUCCUGGGGCUGAAGAACGUGCGCAUUCCACGCACAAACAUGCUAAUGAAGUACACCAAGGUGGAAAGAGAUGGCAGUUUUACAGAAAGUCCAGCUUCCAGGGUGAACUAUCUGACAAUGGUUUAUACGCGCUGCCUGAUUGUUAAUUUGAAUGCAACAUUGCUGCUGGAAGCGGCUACCAUAGCCACUCGCUACUCCGCCGUGCGUCGUCAGAGUCCCAUUGAGCUGAACGCACCCGAACCGCAGAUCAUAGACCAUGUUACUCAACGUUUGAAGCUGUUCCCUGAGAUAGCGAAUGGCAUGGCCUAUCACAUGGCCGCGGAGUACAUGUGGGAGCAGUAUGAUCAGACGGUGCUUGAGGCGAACAACGGCAAGUUCGACAGACUGCCUGACAUGCAUAUACUCUCAUGCGCCUUGAAAGUUCUUGCCAGCACUGAUGGCUGUGCGGGCAUUGAGCGCUUGCGUCUGUCCACUGGUGGUCAUGGCUAUCACAUUGCCGCCAAUAUGAGCAACAUUUACGGCAAUGCUGUGGCAGCUAUUACCUAUGAGGGAGAGAAUACAGUGCUGCUGCUGCAGAUUGGACGUGCGCUGGUAAAGGCUUGGGCAAACUACAAACAAGGACAGCCGCUCUCUGCCUCUUAUGCCUAUUUAGCAUCCUCCAUGCAACUGCGCGAGUUUCCCAAGUGGGACAACUCCUGGCAAUGCAUUUUAAAGGCACUACAGUUUACGGCCGCUCACAAGACGCGCAUUGCCUUUGAGAAUUUAUCGGAGCGCAUGGCCAAGGGACAGUCGCAGGCAGUGGCAGCCAAUAAUACAGGCAUUGAACUGACGAGAGCUGCUGAGCUGCACGGUCGUCAGUUUGUGUGCCAAACGUUUAUGGAGCAAAUCACAGGCGCCAAGGCAAAGAAACGUUCGCAGGCACUGAAUGCUGUUUUGGAAAAUGUGCUUGAGCUUUUCCUGGUCCAAACUGUGCUUAAUAAUAUGAGUGAUGUGCUCAGAUUUAUCAAUCUUACCGAAGUGGAUCUGAGAUCUUUACAAAAGCGUUUGGAACUGUCGCUAGAGCAAUUACGCCCCAAUGCUGUAGCUAUCUGUGAUGGCUUUGAUUUCCAUGAUAAAGUGCUGAACUCUGUGCUCGGCUGCUACGAUGGCAAUGUCUAUCCCCGACUCUUUGAGGCAGCCAAGCGCAGUACAAUGAACCAGAAGCCUGUGCAAAAGUCGUUCGAGACUUACCUCAAGCCAUUGAUGAAAUCUAGUCUAUAAAUAUUAUUUGUUUAUAAUCAUUUUGGUGCUGCUAUUAAAGACAUUUGUUGCAUUUGUUUAAAUUAGUUUUAUACCGUUUUAUUUAGCAAAUCAAAACCAAUAUUUCAGUACAUUCAGCGCAUUUAAAAAAAGGACUAACAAACUAAACGCUUACAUAACAGCAAAAAAACACAUUAUGUAAACUUUUUGAUAAAACGUACUAGAUUGAGAGAAAACAAACAUAGUACAUACAUAUAAAAAGUUGCAGUUGCAGUUACAGUUUGCGUUUUUUACAGUGUAGAAAAAGUUAUAUUUUUGUAUUCAGAAUGCAUUCAGUUUUUUGUUUUUUUUUUUUUUUUUGUUUGUUGCUGUUUGUGUGUGUUUGAUAUUCGAUCGAAAGAGUUCGUUUUAACACUUAUGUAUGUAUACACCGAUGUCGUAGUAUGUGUGUUCGCUUGCAUGUAUCGUUUAUUAAUUAUAAUCUGUAGAAUUAGCUUGCUUAAUUGUAUCGCUAUUAUUAUUAGAUUAUUAUUUUAACUUGCAUUUCGUAGUGAAAUUAUGGCAUAUGAGCGUAAGAAUUGAAAAUUGUAGCUUGACUAACAAAUAAACAGAUAUUGCAGCUAAUUAAUUGUUACGAAUUUCGUGUAUACAUGUGUUCUAGGAUUCAUUUAACAAUAAAUUUAUUAUUUGUUGUUUUGUUUUGUUUUGUAGUAUUAUGUGCGGGUUUGUAAACUUAACAAUAAACUUUCACUAUUGCAUGUAAAUAUAAAUAUGCAUUUUAAUUAUUUGUGUAUUGCUUGUAAGUAAGUAAGUAUAUAAAAAAGUAAAUUAAACAAUUCUUUGUCAGCGACAGCGAACUUAAAGUGUAAAGCUAAAUAAAUGCACAGUUAUGCAUGCGUUUAUUAUUUUUGAUUUUCGAUUAUAUAGGCAUUGGUAAGUAAGGAAACCAAGGACAGUAGAGCAAGCGCAGUUAAAUUAUAUAUUGCCAAAAGAAAAAAAAACAACAAAUUAAGUUAUACAAUUUAAAAAUACAUCAUGUACAAAUUGCUUUCUCAACUUUUGAAUAAUUCAUAAUUCAUAUCCGUUCUCAGCAUAAAUUUAAUAAAUAAUGUUUCACAUUUUUUCUAUUUUUCGUAGAAAAGAGUAGAAAUUUAUAAACGAACUGUGUUUGAUUUUUACUAAGGGCAUUGGCUUUCCAAGGAAAAGUGUGUUUACGCUUUUUAGUUUUACAUUUUCAUUUUGUUCAAGUUUUUAAUAUUUUUUUUAUGUUUUUCGUUUUUUUGUUUUUAGGAAUUACGCUAAUAAUUACAUAGUUAUGCUUAUGUAUAACUUAAAAACAUUUAUGCUGCCAUUUCAGAGUUAAGUUGUGUCCACACAGAUAAUUAUUCAAAUUGUUGUAUGUAGUUCAUUUUCAUUUGUUUUGUUUUGUAAAUUAACAUUCAUAUGGUUCUGCGGUAAUUGUAAUUAGUAUUAUGAUAAUUCGUAUUUGUUAAUUAGACCAUAUAUACUAUUGAAUGACAUUCAAUUAUAAAAUUGGGUGUGUGUGUGUGUGUGUGUACGUGUGGUGUAUUCAGCUAACAUAUAUAAUAAUAUAUA